This is a messenger RNA of Harmonia axyridis, 1387 nucleotides long. RefSeq names its product protein phosphatase methylesterase 1. NCBI's taxonomy places the organism in Eukaryota, Metazoa, Arthropoda, Insecta, Coleoptera, Coccinellidae. Gene Ontology annotation, molecular function: protein methylesterase activity. The coding region runs from base 171 to 1298 and encodes 375 amino acids. The record is from RefSeq and is a predicted model, not a curated record. The transcript is spliced from 3 exons. Gene Ontology annotation, biological process: protein demethylation.
AAUGUCAAUAGUAUUCCUGUAGAUCAAAUUGACGUGAAUAUUUAGAUGGAAAACAUAAAGAAAAACAAAUUUAUAUAAAAUAAUUAAUAAUAAAUACAAUUUUCAGCAGAAAUGAUACAGGUCUUGAAUAUAAGAAAAAUAGAGAUCUCUUAAAAUUCACAGGAAUUAAGAUGUCCAGUUUGAGAAAAUCUGUACUGAAUAAACCUAGAGGUUUUGGAUUGAUGAGAAAUCCCGUAGAUUUCACCCCCUUGAAUCCUUCAGAAUAUUUCGAUAGUGAGGAGGAUAUUGUUACAAAUAAUGGAAGUUUUCAUAUAUAUAAAAAAGGAAACACUGGACCAAUUUUAUUUUGUCUUCAUGGAGGAGGCUAUUCUGGACUCACUUGGUCUCUUUUUGCAGUUGAAAUAUGUAAAAAUAUAGAAUGCCAAGUGAUAGCUAUAGACUUGAGGGGUCACGGAUUAUCAUCAUCAACAGAUGAUUCAAACUUGGCCCUUUCAACAUUAACUAAGGAUGUUGAAGAUGUAAUUGGAAAAAUACGUGAGGACAAUGAUGUACCCAUUAUUCUUAUUGGUCAUAGUAUGGGAGGAGCUGUAGCAGUAGAUGCGGCCCAUUUCAUAGACUCUAUUGCAGGACUUUGUGUUAUUGAUGUGGUUGAAGGUACAGCAUUGGAAGCUUUGUCUUCUAUGCAAAAUAUACUUAGGGGAAGACCGUCUAGCUUCAAGAGCUUAGAAAAUGCUAUACAAUGGUGUUUUAAAAGUGGUCAGACUAGGAAUAUUGAAGCUGCUCGUGUUUCUAUGCCUGGCCAAGUAGUCAAAGUUGAUAAAGUGGAUCCUGUUAUCAAUGAUAUGUCUAAUAACUUGGCAAUUCAGGAGGAAGUUGAUGAAUGUGAUGAAAUAAAAGAAGAAAAUUUUGCCAAACCUCCUCUACCAAAGAAAUUGGCAUCUAUUCCUGGAGUAAGCUCUAUAUCAUCCACACCUUCCAGUAUUUAUACUUGGAGAAUUGAUCUUAAGAAAACUGAAUCUUUUUGGACUGGCUGGUUUCAAGGCUUAUCGCAGAAAUUUUUAGAAUUGCAACUACCUAAAAUAUUACUUUUAGCAAAUGUAAAUGGUUUAGAUACAGCUCUCACAGUAGGUCAAAUGCAAGGUAAAUUCCAGUUCAAAGUUCUUAGUAAAUCUGGCCAUGCAAUUCAUGAAGAUCAACCACAUCAGGUAGCUGAGAUAAUUUCUAUUUAUUUAGUAAAGCAUAAGUUAGCCAACCCUAAGGACGAUUUUGAAGUGCCUUUACCAAAAUUGUUUGCUUGAUGUUGAAAGUCCUUAUUCUAUAAAAACUCGCACAAUAUGAAAAUAGUAUUAAUGUGAUUCAUAUGUAAAUAAUAAUUUAAUAUCCUUAA